Messenger RNA from Danio rerio (zebrafish), 3832 nucleotides. Lineage: Eukaryota; Metazoa; Chordata; Actinopteri; Cypriniformes; Danionidae. The record is from RefSeq and is a predicted model, not a curated record.
ACACACACACACACACACACUUCAGUGUUCAGACAUGAGCGAGUCUCCUGAAGCUGAGCCGAGGGUUCAAGCGCUGCGAGGACACAUGAUCUCCUGCAGGAACCAGCGCUACAGGCGCACCACAGGCAGAGCGUGCUGUGAGUGUGGAUCGUCUCUCUCGCACUGGUACUAUGAGAAGGACGGACGGCUCUUCUGUAAGAAGGACUACUGGGCUAAAUUCGGGGAGCUGUGCCACGGCUGCUCUGAGCCAAUCAGCACCGGCCUCAUCAUGGUCGCUGGAGAGCAGAAGUAUCACCCAGAGUGCUUCAGCUGUCUGAGCUGUGGAGCGUUCAUCGGUGACGGAGACACGUACGCUCUGGUGGAGAGAUCCAAACUGUACUGUGGCCACUGUUAUUACCGCAGCAUCGUGACUCCGGUCAGCCUGCCCGACUCGCCCUGCUCCAGGAUUCCUCACACCGUCACACUCGUCUCCAUUCCUGCAUCCACCGACGGCAAGAGAGGAUUCUCCGUGUCCAUCGAUCAGGCCUCCAGUCCCAACGGAUACAGCCCUGAACACAAACGCACCGUCAGAGUCUCACAGGUGUACCCAGACUGCAUCAGUCCGGAUGUCAAGAACUCUAUUCAUGUUGGCGAUCGCAUCCUGGAGAUCAAUGGAACGCCAAUCCAGAACGUUCCUCUGGACGAGAUCGAUCUGCUGAUCCAGGAGACCAGUCGUCUGCUGCAGUUGACCAUAGAGCACGAUCCCCAUGAUCAGGGCCCGUCUGUGGAUCAUGUGGAUGGGGGUCCGUCACCUUCUGGAGGCCCGAGCCCCAUCACACGUCCACCCAGCCAGGAUAUCAGCAACCUGCGCUCUCGCAUCAUUACGCGCAGCUACAGCAUCGACAAGUCCCCAAGCUCCAGCAGUGCUCCGUCUCCUCUGUCUCUGAGGAAGGACAUCGGCCGCUCUGAGUCUCUGCGCGGGGUCUCCAACCGCACACACCGCAUAUUCAGAGCCUCCGACCUGAUCCAUGGAGAGGUGCUGGGCACAGGCUGCUUCGGACAAGCCAUCAAGGUGACGCACAGAGAGACUGGUGAGGUGAUGGUGAUGAAGGAGCUCAUCCGCUUUGAUGAGGAGACACAGAGGACUUUCCUCAAAGAGGUGAAGGUGAUGCGCUGUCUGGAUCAUCCUAAUGUGCUGAAGUUCAUCGGUGUCCUCUACAAAGACAAGAGGCUGAACUUCAUCGCGGAGUACAUCAAAGGAGGAACACUGAGAGACAUCAUCAAGAACAUGGACAGUAAUUACCCGUGGGGGCAGAGAGUGAGCUUUGCUAAGGACAUCGCCUCUGGGAUGGCGUAUCUGCACUCCAUGAACAUCAUCCAUCGAGACCUGAACUCACACAACUGUCUGGUCAGAGAGAAUAAGAGUGUGGUGGUGGCAGACUUCGGGCUGUCGCGGCUGAUGGUGGAGGACCGCAGUGUGGAGCGCAGGAAAGCAGACCGCAGGAAGAGGUACACGGUGGUGGGAAACCCCUACUGGAUGGCCCCGGAGAUGAUCCACGGGAAGAGCUACGAUGAGAAGGUGGACCUCUUCUCCUUCGGCAUCAUGCUGUGUGAGAUCAUCGGCCGGGUGAACGCUGACCCGGAUUAUCUGCCGCGGGCGCUGGACUUUGGGCUGAACACUGCUGUGUUUCUGGAGGAGCACUGUCCUGCUGACUGCCCUGCUGCAUUCUUCCCUAUAGCGGCGCUCUGCUGCGACCUGGACGCCGAGAAACGGCCUGCGUUCACCAAGCUGGAGUCGUGGCUGGAGGACCUGAAGAUGCACCUGGAGCUGGGUCUGCAUCUGGUGUCGGAGCUGGAGCUGCUCCAUCAGGACUUCAUGCAGAAACACACCAGCGGCGGCGGGAAAAACAGCCUGCACACACACCCCGAGCAGCCCGAGUAGAACACACACACACACACACACACACACAUGACACUGACCGAAGAGACGAGGAUGAGUCCAUCAGAUGUACACCACAGCACCGCCAGCUGGACCAGCGGGACACACACACACACACACACACACACACACACGCACACACACACACACACACUCAUCAGCAUCUCUUAUUGUUCUGUGUGUGAGAUAUGAACACACAGCUCGUCUUGAUUUUAUGUUUAGCUGCGGUACGUCACAGGUGUGUGUGUGUGUGUGUGUGUGUUUGUUCGUCCUCUGCUAUUGAUUUAGCAGUUCUCCUACUAAUGCUUUUCUGAAACACAGAGCAGGAUCUCACGUGUACAGAUGGAAACACACACACACACACACUCUUCAACAGAGCCACUAUGAUUUGUUUUGCACUAUGUGAGGAGGCAGCCGCUGCUCCCGCCUUCAGUUAUCUGUGUUUGGCUCAGAGAUGGAGGAGUGUGUUUACGCUGUGAACACGAGAGAGAGGUGUGUGUCCACCAGACGCCACUGUCCUGAGCAGCAGAUGCAGCACUGAACACCUGAACACAGCUGAUCCCAGAGCAGCACUGCUGAUGAUGAUUCCCUUCACUGAUGUCAAUAUGAGUUCAUAACAGAACAACAACGAGACAAGAGCUGAGAACAGUUACUCUCACCCUAUACUGAUCCUCUCACUGAUCAUGUCACUCUAGCCCCUCCCACUCAACAUCAUUUAUUCUCAGCUCCUCCCACUGAUCAUAUUUUAACCAUAGCCCCUCCCAGUGCUCAUGAUUUGACUAAAGUUCUUCUCACUGCUUGUAAUUUGACUGUAGUUCCACCCACAGAUCCUCCCACAGCUAAGGAUUUUUCUUAGCUCCUCCCACUGCUCGUAAAUUAAUGUAGCUCCUCCCACUGAUCAUCCCAUUCCACAUGAUUUGACCAUAGCUCCUCCCACUGAUCAUCCCAUUCCACAUGAUUUGACCAUAGCUCCUCCCACUGAUCAUCCAAUUUUACAUGACUUGACUGUAGCUCCUCCCAGUUAUUAUCUUAUUCUUCACCUGACCAUAGCUCCUCCCACUGAUCACCCCGUUUCACAUGAUUUGACUGUAGCUCCUCCCUCUGAUCAUCCUAUUCUUCAUGAUUUGACCGUAGCUCCUCCCACUGCUCAUAAUUCAACCACAGCUCCUCCCAAUGCACAUCAUUUAACUAUAGCUCCUCCCACUGCUCAUUAUUUAACAAGUUUUUCUCACUGCUCAUAAUUUGACUGUAGCUCUCCCCACCGAUCCUCCCACUGCUAAACUUUUUACCUAAGCUCCUCCCACUGCUUGUGAUUUUAAUGUAGCUCCUCCCACUGAUUAUCCAAUUCCACAUGAUUUGAUCAUAGCUCCUCCCACUGAUCAUCCCAUUCCACAUGAUUUGACCAUAGCUCCUCCCACUGAUCAUCCCAUUCUUCAUAAUCUGACCGUAGCUCCUCCCACUAUUCAUCCCAUUCCACAUGAUUUGACUCCUCCCACUGCUCAUGGUUUAGGCAUAGCUCCUCCCACUGCUGCCUGCUGUGCUGGGGUGUGUCUCAGUGUUCGCUGUGCUGCCUGCUGAGGGUAGUGUGCUGUGUGGUGAGCACCGCGGUGUUUAACUCAGGGUCUCUGUAUCCUCCAUGGCUUUACCUCUGCAUUACUGCUGUGCCUUUGUGUUACGCUAGCCUUGCUAACCGCUGGACCAGCGCUCGUCACCGCUCGCCGCUCCUGCCCUGCUGUGCUCCAGGUCUCAGUGUCGGAGAUGUUGGAGAUGUCGGCUCUUUAUUUCGGGUCUUUGCUUUGCUGUGUCGUAAUGUUUUAAACUGAAGCUGUGAAAAUGACUCUGCACUUUAAUGGUACUGGCCGAGAGCGUGGAUCCUGCGAGCAGAACACUGAAUAAAGCUGAUCUGCUGACCUG